UUUUUUAAAAAAAAUAUUGCAGCACCAAUCACCAAUUAAAAAUUAAACAUGUCAUCUGAAACUGAGACUGAUAGUCUCGGAAUAGAAAGUACCAUGCAAAAUAAUGACCUAGUGGAGAUAGAUAAUGUAAAUGAACAAUCUAAAAAUGACACUAUUCUAUGUAACGAAGAGAACAAUUUUGUCCUUGAUAAUGAUAAUUUUUAUAAAGUUAAACGAAAAACGUGUAAAAUAAUAGAUGGUAGCGAUUCCGAACAUGAGCUUAAUUCCACAACGGAGAAUGGCAAAAAUAAUCAAGAAAAUCUUGAGAACAGACACAGGACAUUAGCAGCAAUCGUUGACAGUGACUCGGAGGAAGAAAUGGGUCCAGUAAUUGCUCAUAAUAAAAGCUUUUCUGAUGAUGCCCUAGAUACCAUUGAACAACCCGUGUUUAUUACCAAUGCAGAGGGAAAGUUGAUUCCAGAAAAAGUUGAUAUUAACAAAAAUAUGUCGCAGGCGAUGAGAUUGUCAGCAUUAUGUGACUCGGAUAGUUCUGAAGACGAAGCAAGUGUAGAGAAUAAAUUAGAUGAAAAUAAUUGUUUAGGAGAAACAAAUGUCAUAUCUAAGCAGUAUAAGAAGAAACAGAAACCAAAAGAAAAUGUAGCUAGAAAACCUAAAAAAAUGACUGGUAAAGAAGCUGCGCAACUUAGGAAGGAAAUUAAAUCUGAGUCUCAGAGAAUGCUUAGAGAAAAGAAAAUUUCCUUACCUUAUCACAAGCCAAAAUCUUAUACCAUAAAAGAGUUCCUUUCUAAGCGGUCCAAAUUUUCCUCUGCGGUACCAAUAAAUGUAAAAGCACCCCCUUCAGUAGCGAUCAAGAUGUCUGCAGAGCAAUUGACUCUUGUUUCAGAGAAGUUAAAAGAACGUGAAAAGGAAGUGGAACGGUUUUACAAAUCAGAAAGCGAAUCAGAGGAUGACUGUGAGCACAAAGAUUAUGUUCCUCCAUCAGAGGUUGAAUCAAGUAAUCAAGAAGAUAAUAAAGAAGUCAAUGAGGUAACAGAACACUCAGCAGCACUUCCUGUUGAAAAUAAAGAUGAAGAACCCCAGUUACAAUUAGCUGUAUCAGAAAAUACGUCAAAUGCUGUUGAAAAUGCUACAGUUGUUUCAAAUGUGUUUGAAAAUAGGGUUACUGAGGAAGGACAAAUGGAUGUAUCUGCAAAUAAUGCAAAUUUUAAAGACUGUGAUAUAUUAGACAAUAUGACAAUUGACAAUUCAAGUGAUGUGGUAGAUCAGAAUAAUACAGAUUUGACAGUCAUUGACAAUCCGAAUAAAGAAGUUUCAAUUCAUAAAGAUCUCGGGUCUGGUGAUAAGCCCGUGGAGGAUUUAGAAAUAAAUAAUGCACCGUCUGAAACGUUGAGAACAGAUGAAGGAAAAGAACAAUGUUCCAUGGACUAUGAGUUUAGUUUGGAUGGCCUAGACCAAAACUCUGAAACUAUCCAUGAAACAGAAAAUCCUGCAGAGAAGAGGAGCACAUUCGAGUAUACCGAUUUAGUUAGAGAAAUUGAAAAUUUUGGUUCUGACGAUAAUCAACUUUCUACCGCUCCUAUAGAGCAGCCUAAAAAUUUGUCAAAAUUGGAGUUAAUUAAGGAGAGCUUAGUAAAUAUUAACCCAAAGUUAACUGGUAGUCCUAAUGAUGUAAUUGACCUAGAAACCGGAGUUGCAAAGCCAAAUGAAGUAACAAAACUGAUGAAAAGAUUUGUAGAGCAUAAUUUUAAAAAAGCAGUGCCUAAAAAUAAUGUUGAGCUAAGUAUUAUCAGUUUUGAAAGUGGCGAAAUUCAUAAAGAAACCGUAGCAAUGAAGCUAGAAGAUGAGAGUGACUUAACUGCUGUAGAAGAAAAACCUGGGGCCAAACUGCAAAAGCUUCGAAUUGAACUUCAGGAUCAAAUGGCUCAGAAAAGGUCAGAAUGGUGGAAGAAGAAAACAACAGAACAGUCUAACAAUGAGAAAACAAAUACGGAUGAGGGAGAAAAUGAGGAUUGUGGACCAGAUGACGAUGAUAUCCUUGAUGAUGAGGAGGAAGAGAUGGACAUUACAGAAUCUAGUGAGGAAGAAGAAGAAGAAGUUGAAGAAAAUGAUCAUGUAGAUCGCGAGGAAAAGAAAAAGUCGAUCUUUAUUGAUGAAGAAGCAGAAGAGAGUGAUGAAGAUGGUGAGAUUAUUGAAGCAACAAGUGAGGAUGAAGUAGCUAAUCAAGCAGAUGAUGAAAAUGAGAUUGAUGAUGCUUCGGAUUGCAACGAAAAUGAGGAAGAAUCUGAAGCAAGUAAUGAAAAACGGUGUGCAAAUAAAACAUACAAAAAAAUAUUAAAGGGUUUUUCCGAAGAUUCUGAUGAAGAGGAGCUGGUGUCAAAAUCUGAAGAUUUAAAAAAAAAUGAAGGUGCAAAUAGUGUUACUACUCAGGAAGACGAUGAUAUUUUUCCGCCCCAUCAACCACAAACUAGUCAGACACCAAUCAGGCAAAUAACUCAAAAGAAGUCCGAUUUUGAAUUUUUAACUCCAUUAUCUUACAUAACAGGACUGCAGAAUUUUAAUUCUGCUUCAAAAAAUUUGAAAGAUUCCCCAGUUACAUCGGUAUUUCAAAAUAUAAAUGAACCAUCUCCUUUGAAAGAGAAAAACUGGCAGCAAAGUUUACAGAAAAAGUUGUUCAUCGAUACAGAAAUGACAGAUUCCCAGGCUGAGGGGCUCUAUUGUGAACAGUUUCCUGAAAUGCAAGAAGCUGAAGAAUCUAUUUUAACACAUAAAGAACAGCCGGUUGAUUCACGUGUUGAGGAAUUUCCAAGUACUUUAAAUGCCAAAGAGAAUGAGGAGCGCUUAGUUGAUUUAUGCAGUGGUAAAUUUCCUUCAACUGCGGAGUUAGUAGAAAACAGAUUGGGUGAUCAGACACCUUCAACUCAGGAUUUAUUAAAUAUUUGUUCUGGUGAAUUUACAGGAAUAACUCAGAACGGAUCUUCAGAAAAACAAGAUAAUGUUACUGAAACUCCUGCAGAUAUGUAUUCAUUUAACACAAAUAAAGAAGUAAAAAGUUUGGAUGAAGAUCAGGAUUUGAUAAUUUCUCAAUUAAUAGACGAAGAGGAAAUGGAAAAAUUCAAAAAGAAAUUUGAGUCACCAUUAAUCUCUAACACUCAGAGGCGAAUUGUUGAGGAAUUCGAAGAAGCACUAACUGGUGGUGGUGUGAUUGACUCGGACGAUGAUACUGACACAGUUGGAGUAAAGAAGAAAAAUAAGAAGAGAAUAAUGUUUUCAGAUGAUGAAGAUUCUGAAGAUGAGAACGAUGAAGAAGUCAUAGAUUUACAAGACGAAAUUGAUGAUGAUGAAGACAGUAAUAUAGCACCAGAUAAUGUAGCUUAUGACUCUGAAGAAAAUGAAAUAGGAGUUCUGGAUGAUGAUUACGGCACAAACAUGAAAAAAUUGAAACCUUCAGAUUUCUUUGAAAACGAGGCCGAAUUGUCAGAAUCGGAAUGGGAUAGUGCAGACGAAGAUGAAAAAGAUUUAGAUACGAUGGAGUUUGAACAAGGUGACGAUGAAAAAUUUGAUGAAAAACAAAUUAGAACUGACUUGGAAAAGAUUCACAUGCGAAGAAUGUUGGAUGAUGACACACGAGAGGUCAAAUUAUUACAAGAAAUGUUAUUGGAGGAUGGUGAAUUACAUGGUACCGGCAGAGAAAGACAGUUUAAAUGGAAGAAUAUUGAUUCCGUUAUUGAAUCGAAUGAAACAAGAAAGGAAGAGGAUGAUGUAUAUCUAGAGGAAGAAGAAAGUGAGGAACAGUGGAGGAAAAGGAGGCAUGAAAGAGAAAUGUUUCUAAAGAAGAAGCUGAUCAACUCGCAGGAUUUGGAUGACGAUAAUCUCUUAAGUGACAGCCAGUUGCUGAAAAUUGGACAGAAAGUCUUACAGAGGAGUCAGUCGAAUUCACAAAAUAGUACACCCAUUGAUAAAAACAACAUUGUAUCAGAGAGUCCCGUUUUAAAGCAGUCAUUUACUUUAUUGAGCAAAAGGGGUUCAUUUUUGAGUCGAAAUGACCAAGUGCUGCAGAGGCUAGCUGAAUAUAAUAAAGUGACAUCUGUGACUUUGGGGACAGCCACAGCAAAAAAUUCUAGGAAUUUUCUUUUUCAAACUGUCACCGUGGAAGAAACUUCAGUUGUUAGUAAAGAUAAAAAAAGAAAGGCUACAGAUGGAACACCCAGUGUGAUUAAAAAAUUGCGUUUAACUAGCAAUUUAAGUCCAGCUGUCAAGAGAAAGCCUAGUACCAAAACUAAGCUGUUCGGCAAUUGGUAGAGUAGAUUAUUUAUUUUGACUGUGUUAGUUUUAAAAAUUUUUAAUAUAGAUUGAUAUUGUUUUAGUUUAAA
Messenger RNA from Anoplophora glabripennis (Asian longhorned beetle), 4370 nucleotides. Its product is annotated as claspin-like. Gene Ontology annotation, biological process: mitotic DNA replication checkpoint signaling; mitotic G2 DNA damage checkpoint signaling; activation of protein kinase activity. The record is from RefSeq and is a predicted model, not a curated record. NCBI's taxonomy places the organism in Eukaryota, Metazoa, Arthropoda, Insecta, Coleoptera, Cerambycidae. The coding region runs from base 49 to 4299 and encodes 1416 amino acids. Gene Ontology annotation, molecular function: anaphase-promoting complex binding. The transcript has 12 exons.